Topomyia yanbarensis is the source of this 3437-nucleotide messenger RNA. RefSeq lists its product as uncharacterized. Bases 779 to 1609 code for a protein of 276 amino acids. Lineage: Eukaryota; Metazoa; Arthropoda; Insecta; Diptera; Culicidae. The record is from RefSeq and is a predicted model, not a curated record. The transcript is spliced from 6 exons.
GCCCAGGAGGGAUAACGCGAGCAUGGAAAAGCUGACUUGAAACGUUCGUUCUACACUAGUGGAUGUUGAAGAAAGGAUAUCAAGCAGAAAGUGAAACGCAUUUUUUUCGCAAAGUUUUUGGGAUGUGAAAGCUGGUUUUAGAACAGCAAUUUUUUAUGUAGUGUGCAUACAAUAGAAAUACGGUGAAAUUCAUUUGAUGUGUGAAGUAGUGAAUCGCGCGUAGAACUCCUUGAGUCACUGCAGGCACAAGAAAUUAGGUUACCGUGAUUUUUCUUCCUUUAUUAGUAUUACUUCGAUGUCGGCGUAGUGAAACCAACAUAAAAGUUAGCUCCAAAGUAUUAAAUUGAAGAAAAAAUGUGUAUAGCAAGGAUGUACGCCCGGAAAAUUAUUUGAAAAAACUUUAAAGAAAGUCGUUUAAAGUGUUAAAUACGGAUAAACAUAUAUAGGCGGUGCUUUUGUGUUUCCUAUACAUUCAAAGCUGUAAAAUGUGAAGAGAUUGUAUAUCUCCGGUUUCCGAGUUUUUUUAAGCGGAAAAUGAGUUUUUAUAAUGGUGUAUAAUAAAUGGUGAUAUUCAGUAUUAUAUUAAAAGGUUGAAAGAAAAAAAAAUUUCAAUUGGGUCUGCCAAUCGCAGAACAUAAAGGAAUGAACUUUGCAUAGUGCGUUAGUGUUCCUAAGCCAUAUUUGGAUUAAACCAUAUAAAUCACAAGAUCAUCGCUGGGAGUAGCUGCUGUCGAUUUACUUAGCAGCAUAAUCGACACGUGAACCAUCUCCCGUCAACAUGCACGCGGUCGGUAUUCAUUCGGCGCUGGCCAUCAAGCGCCAGCGGAAGCGAAGGGACGUCCAGCGGAAAGCCCGCGAACGCCGCUACAGUAUACAGAGCUCGGAGAGUGGCGAUACGCAUUCGCCCCAUGGUUCGACGCGACGAAGUUUCCACCCGCACAAAGUGCACGUCCAGGAUCAAAGUAUUUUAGAUACAAAAGUAGUCACGACCAUUGGUAUGAUGCACAUAGGAGUCGUAUUCGUAGUAUUCGGAAUCUUUUUACUAGGGGCUGGAUUUUUUCCGACCAAUUUAACGAACCAACCAACGCAAUCGUGGCAUUUGCUGGGAAAAGGAUCCUGGUGGAACGAACUAGUAUGCACGGGACUAUUCGCCAUUGGUCUCGGACUUUUUUUCAUCAUAUUAAACUGUGUGAUAAGCAAUCGAGAGGAACAGGACCUCGAAGAUUAUGUCCAACGGCAGCUCACACGAUCGAGAUCGGGUCAUCGAUUGGAGCGUGAUGUCGAGACUGGUGGCCUUACGACACGCCAUCACCGCAAGGCUAUGCAAAUACAGAAAGGUGCUGCCGACAGAGGUCUAGACGAUCUAUCAAACUCGAACAUUCUUCUAACGCCAACUAGCAGCGAAGGGGCGACUCCAACAACACCUUCGGGAGUGUUAGGAGCAUCCGGAGAAAUUUUAUUGGAGAAAAUCCUAGAAGAAGAUAGCAGUUACGGUGAUCCAGAUUACUAUUCGCGAAAUGCCGGACAAUCACCACCCGGCGUGGAUAAUGACAAACGACUGCUGCUUGGCAAUGGUCACACCGGCGCCAUCCAUAUGACCGAUAUUUAAAUCAUUGCGCUAUUUUGGCGCCUAACUAGGAAUCGACACAAAGCCAACCAAUAUCACAACCUUGUUAUCAUCCGAAUAGCACCGGUCCCCUAGAACAUCCUCCGUGCAUCCGCAUCGUAAGUAAAUAACAACAACAGCAGUACGUACAUAUAGGUCAAGGCAUUUUCUCUUACCAGUUCACUAGUUUUUUCGCUAAAUAGAUAAUAAUGAACAAAUAAACACAUUAGUUGGUUGGAUGGAAUACACAAACAUAUAUAAGCGCAACCAAAAUUAAUCAAAUCACUACCCCAUUAUCAUGCACGGACCGGACUUGAACUACGGAGUUCUAUCAACGGUGGGUUGUCGAUAGACGUUCUGUAAGACACUUGUGAACACCAUCUGUUGAUCUUGAACAAACCACAAGCUUUCACAUUGUUCAUGAGCUUCACAGAGCCGUUUUUCUUCAGCCCACAUAAAGAUUCUCGAUGAAACCAUAGACAGGUAGUUCUUUAAAACUGUAAUACUCAUAUACAAGAACUUGAAUAUCCACAUAGAUCGGAGUGAAACAAACUGAAACGAAGUAUGAGACCGAGGAAAUGUACCAUGUCGAUCAUUCAAAAUGCAUAAAAACUCCAUUGCCGUUGAAUUCUAGUCAUGACUCAUACAUGAACUAAAUUCAUAACCAAUUGCUAAGGAUAAGCAGUCACGUAUAAUCACAUAACUCUUUUAUAGCUCAUAUUUCAUAACUUAUAUCGAAUAAAAAUAGGCACAAAGCUAGCUUUCGAAAUGAGGUUUAAUUGAUAAUCACAUUUACAAAACAAAAACGAAAAUGGAUUUGAUUUCAUAUUACGCAAGUUUAGUUCACGUCUACGCUUUCCUACUCGUCGAAAAUAGCAUAUGUAGUUGUGUAUAGUAAAGUGAGCAUUAUUAUAGAACAGAUUUUUUAUGAUAACAGAAAAACGCUAAGAGAAUAAAUGCUUAUAUAGGUAAAUGUUUUUAUUUUAACUUUUGAUGUUUAUGACCAGAUGUCGCAUAUAAAAAAAAACACACAACAGACGUCGAACAUAGUUGACUAAAUUUCAGAGCUAUUAAAACUUGACAUAACUAACUUGAUACAAUUGACGAAAUUAGCGAAAGACGCAUUUACUAAGCGAAGUAUAAAGAAUCUAUUCAAAAGACACCAUUAGAGACGUGCCUAUCUGUAGAGCACGAGCUGUAAAAUUUUCAAACAAAACUAUGCCCGGAAGACUGUAUUUAAACGCUACUCUGUAUUUUCGAUGUUUUUUCGGUAAUUAAACAUUUACUAGCUCCAAUCGUUUGUUGACACUUUUGCAUAAUAUCAUCAGAGCCUGUCCCAUCUUCAGACUAGUCUUUUUCAAUGUGGCCUGUGUUAAACCAAAGAGGACGUUCUGAUAUACAUUAGAGUGGUCCAAACAAAGUUUUUCGUGCGAUAAUGCCCUCCCUAACCGAAUUUUGAAAAUUUACGCAAAAUCAACAAAUUUAAACUUAGUUUUUUAGCGUGUCGGAUUCUUCUAAUCAGUAACUAGCACUAUCUUGGUGGCAGUUAGAUGUUAAAUCUAAACUAGCACCAAAAUUAGCACUAGUUAGACGUAUGUAUGACUUUUUGGAUUUAGGAUUGAGCGUCUAACUAGUGCUAAUUUUGAUGAUAGUUUAGAUGUAUCCUCUAACUCGCACCAAGCUUGUGCUAGUUAUUGAUGAGAAGAAUCCAAAACGCUUUAGAGUUAGGCAUUGUGCCUCUCCGCACCAAAAAUAUUUCUUUUGCAAAGAAAUUUAAUCUGUUUCUUUCAUUAACCCUUAAAUGCAUGAAACUCAUUUUUCCUUGGUACUC